This is a messenger RNA of Homarus americanus (American lobster), 5167 nucleotides long. RefSeq names its product liprin-beta-1-like (gene Liprin-beta). The coding region runs from base 1978 to 4932 and encodes 984 amino acids. Gene Ontology annotation, cellular component: presynaptic active zone. Lineage: Eukaryota; Metazoa; Arthropoda; Malacostraca; Decapoda; Nephropidae. Gene Ontology annotation, biological process: neuromuscular junction development. Gene Ontology annotation, molecular function: protein binding. The transcript has 13 exons. The record is from RefSeq and is a predicted model, not a curated record.
UCCGACACCACAGUUCUCGGGCAGCAGUCAGUUCCUGGGUGACGUCUGCUGCGCUACCAUCAGUUCUCCUCUCACGCCAUUAUAGCCCCCAAUAAUAUAUAUAUUACUACAACUUUGGUGGGAGAUGUGUUUUAACAAGAAGAGUAGACGGUCCUCUAAGAGUUCAAGGUGAGAGUGGUGGCUCAAUAUGCGGAAUCACCUUCCGGGAGCGGACCAUUCCCCUGGGCCGUUCCCUCGGCCUCGUCACCAAGAACCUGCAGUUGGAAACAUUCUUUGUAGUGAUUCACCCUUAGCACGAGGUGGAAAGCUGGUCUCGUCGUGCCCCUGGGCCAAGUAGGGCACAAGUGCUGGCCAAUAUGCAUGCCCUGGGUGGUCAAGGGAAAAAACAGUGGAAAGAAUCCUCGAAUAUCGCCCACAGCAGGAACUUGACCGAUACUGAUAGUGAGCAAGGGUCGGGGGAUUCAUGUGACACAUCUGAAGACGAAUAUGAGGUAAAGGUAAGUGGACAACAAGCAGACUACUCCCACUAUACUAUUACUGAGGACCAAGAGGACCACUACCAACAGCCACACUCUGAGAGAAGUAAAAAGAAUUCUGCUCAAGGUCAGUCUGUUGAAGGGUUAAAACAAAGUGACAGUGGUGCUUGUGAAAACGAGGAGGGUAUGCCAGGUGACGGACAUUAUCGUAUUCACAUUACUGUUGAAAAUAAAGAAUCCGAAAUAAGUGAUGUAGAAAGUGAGGACCAGGAUGAGAGUGAUGAAGAUGACGAUGAUGAUGAUAGUGAGAGUGAUGAAACAGAGAGCACAGUGCGAGCGAGACCAGGUGCAAUUACUGGAAACGUGGAGGCCUUGGGUGAGGGAGGCAAGACGUGUGAGGAAGACCACAAUGACACACUCAGUACUGUUAGCGGAGACCUUAGCUUCGAUGACCGAGAUACGGUGUCACCACCUCGCGACCAGGAUGUUGGGGCUGUCUUAUUAGGUGUGCGUCUGAUUCUCGGGGCUCACCUAGCACGACUGUUCCCCCACCCACCACCACGCCUGCUCUUGACAAUUUCCAGGAUGUGCAGAAGAUCGUGGAGGAGCCAAGCAUGACGUCGGUAAGACUUGCCCCUGAAGGGAAUGGUGCGCUACUCAGCGUGAGGGUUUCCGGGCUGGUGUUUUGCCUCAGCGGCUAUCCUAGGCAAGAUUCUAAAGAAACCCAUGAUUCCUCUUCAUGUCUCGAACCUUUAACGCAAAAGUCCUGCUCAGCCAAAUUACAGCACACUGUUACCUCUACUGAAUUUCAAGAUACUAUCUCUGAAAUAGUUGAGGCUAAACAUGGCAUUGAGCGAAGUAAAGAGAAGGUGAAACACUCAAGUGGACCGGUGCAGACGUAGCGGGACCAAGUUGGCUACAGCAGAGAUGAUCUACCUCCAGCCUUCCCAGAAUCGUCGUCCCCAGUGUUCACAAAGUCUCCUUCAUAAAGAAAUGGGUGCUCACUCUCGCGUGACUCAAUUACGUGAUACUUGGGACCCCAGGACACACAAGGAUCUUCCUAUUUCGAACUGUGAGGCCACUACGGGCAAUCACCACCCUCAGUCUAUGUCUUUAAACCAGGUCCAUGGUAGUGUGGGGGAGGUCCAGCGUCAAGCUCUCCACCAGGAAUCGCAGCAGGUCCCUGGUGACGGGUUAAGCAGCAUCUGUGUAUCCCAUCACAGCACAAGUACUAGCAGUGUGGGAGAGGUGUGCAAUUCACUUGUACAAUGAGCGGCCUCAGGUACUCCACCACCAACACCAGUCACGGCAUCAUCUUCUGUCUCAACAACAACAAUUAAAGUAUCAACUUAGUACAAACCAUCAACAACAGGAUAUUCGACGACAAAACCUGCGAGUGUUUACCAACAAUAGGAAGGACACCGGCGGCGAGGGCAGCAGCAACACACGUGAAGCAUCAGUAUCUGGGAAUGAGGACUUUGAAUGGGUGCGAGCUUCCCCAAUGUUGACUGGCCUUCUGGAAGGCCAUGUCACACGCCUGGCCACUCCUCCAGACCACCGUGUUCACUCCACAAGAUCCAGUUUGGCCACACCCCCAGAAUCUAGUGAGGAGGGCAGUGGAGGGCCAGCACACCGCCAUCGCCAGUAUAACCGCCCUCCUCCAGUACCCCGACCUCGAACACUUGAAGCGGGAGACUUAGUUCCUCACAGACCAAUAAGAGAUGCCCUCAGAGAUGGGCUUCGAGACUCUAGGGAUGGGAUUCAAGAUCGUCUGUAUUCCCCAUCACGAGAUCUGACUGGCCAUAGACGAUCCCGAGAUUCGUCAGUAGAGCGGAGUGGGAGAGAUUCUUCUUGCGAACGGGGAUCUGUUUCGAGCCUUCAUCAGCACGGUCACCAUCACCAUCACAUCACUUCCCACCUCCCUCAAAAUGGGUGUGAGUGCCCCUCUUACUGGUGUGAUGAUGAAGAACCAGGUUAUGAUUCCUGUGAUGAACGUCAUCACCACCAUCGUCACAGUUACCACGAAGGUCUUCACCAUGCCCACUUGCAUCAACUUAAGACUCAUCAUCAUCAGCAGUCUGUACGUGAACGACGGAAUAGGGGCCAGGGGUCUGGUGACAGUGGAAGGUCAUCACCAUGCUGUUGUAGACACUGUCAUCAUCUUGGUUCAUUAAGUUCACUCUCGAGUCAUGACUUCUGCACCAACAACCGCCUAGCUCUGCCGUGCACAACCAAGGUGGGUGGAGUCCUCCUCACCCCCCAGGGGAGCCGCCGACACCGUCGCCUCGACUCAGACUACAUCACAUUGUGGAGCUGCCAUUCCCCGCCGGGUGGCUCUCUUGAGGACCGUGUCAUCCGACUGGAGGGAGACAAGGAUUCUCUGCAGCUUCAGGUGACAGUCCUCAGUGAACAAGUUGAGGCACAAACAGAGAAAAUAUUAGACUUGGAGAACUUACUAGAGCAGAAAAAAGAACAAUUGCAAAAGACUGAGGAACAGUUACAGAAGGAAUUGAUGACAAGGUCGAGCUUAGAGACGCAGCGUCUAGAACUAUUUAGCGAAAUUAGUAAUUUGAAGCUUCAUCAAACAGCGUACGAACGAGAAAAUAUUGAUCUUCGAGAAAAGAUUCGACGGUCAGAUCAGCAGUCAGAUCAUGUCAAAGCACAGCUUGCAGCCCAGCUGACCAACUACUCCUCACCAAGUAGCAUCUCUACCCUGUCCACUAUCCCAGCCUCCUCACCCAACAAGUCCCCCACUCAACCCAUCACUGCUACACCUGCUUCAUCACCAGUAUCCCCGCAUGAAGCUAAGUUCAUGCCUCCAAGGACCCCCCCACCAAAUGCCAGACGAAAAAUUGAUCAGUUUGGCACAGUACCCCGCCAGCGAGAAGCAGGAGUCUAUGGAGAAAACAAUCAUGGGACAUCGGCUGCAGGACGAGCUAAGGGCGUCAUGUUCGGUAAAGGAUUUCACUUCCUUCCAUUCCGUGUGGCGGGAAAACGGAGCACUUCAGCCCCUAAUUUAGCAGAGACAGAAAUGCAGAUGAUAGAUGACCUUCCUGAGGGGGAGUACUACCAACAAGGAGAUGGGGCCAUUACAUCUAUAUCAUCCUCCCCAAGGAGUAACACACUCACUGGCCACAGGUCCCCACCCACACACCACAAAGCUACAGGCAUCAAGAAGAUUUUUACCAGGUUACGGCGUAGUAGUUCAGGCCAUCUUGACAGUGAUUUGGGCGAAGGAGAUUUCCGACGAGGAGGAAUGAGAGCCACAGCUUCAGCGCGCCUUGGAUGGACAUCGCCCAGCACUGCCUUUAAUGAGCCAAGUGCUGGCUUCGUCGGGUGGAACAUUGAAACUAUGGAAGCAUGGUUAGGUGCACUUGGGUUGAAUCAGUACUGCUCAGCUGUCCGUGCUUGGUCAUCAUCAGGUCAUCACCUGUCUCGAGCCACACCACAACAACUGGAGCGAGAACUUGGUAUUCGUCAUCCAUUGCAUCGAAAGAAAUUACAGUUAGCAGUUGCAGCAAGAUUAUCUGGGGACCAACUUAACACUCCACUUGCUCGAUUGGACCAUUCCUGGGUACUGCGUUGGCUGGAUGAUGUUGGCCUACCACAAUAUAAAGAUGCUUUCAGUGAAGCUCGUAUUGAUGGGAGAGUUCUCAACUGUUUGACAUAUGAUGAUUUGUCUUUUCUGCGCCUCUCAAACCUCUUACAUGUGACAUCUCUCAAAAGAGGUAUUCAGGUGUUGAGAGAACACAACUUUGAUCCCUCUGUGCUGAAGCGACGUUCAGUGCCAGAUGAGGGUCAAAGAACUAGAACAGCAGCUGAAGUUGCACUGUGGACAAACCAUCGGGUCAUGGAAUGGCUAAGAACUGUUGACCUCUCAGAAUAUGCUCCCAAUCUAAGAGGCUCAGGUGUCCAUGGAGCACUUAUGGUUUAUGAAGUGCGCUUCACUUCUGAGCUUCUUGCAUCGCUUCUCUCAAUUCCAUGUGGUAAAACACUUCUCAGACGACACCUCAACACUCAUUUCAAGGAGCUUGUUGGCCGUUCUGUGGUCCAAGAGAAAAGAGAAUUAGAGGCUGCAUCAGGUUACACUCCACUCUCCACCUCAGCUAAAGUCAAGAUGCCCAAAAAAUCGCAGUUUUCUCUCAAGCGCAAGAAAUCUAAAUCUGACUUAGAGUUUGAUGACUUGCUGUGUCCUCUGGAUGAAAAACCCCCAGUUGGUGCAAUGCAAGACAAGAAAAGGGAGGUGAGGACAGGGGAAGUGGAGGAGAUAAAUUCUCUGAUGAUUGAGGAGGAGGUGAAGAAAAAAUUAGGCACACAAGUGGCAGAGGAGCAUCUGCAACGAGCAUCUGGCCGUCCUAUGAUUGGUCGCAUCACUUAUAGUUGGGAGUCUCCACCAGAUGUUGGGCCCCACCCACUAGUCUCCGACCUGCCUGCAGUUCCCAACAGUGCCUAUUGAUUGACACAAUAGCUCGGAUACUUUCAUCUAAGUCAGAAACAUUAGCUUUUAAGCCUGUGUACUCAAGAGAAAGAGAGAGAGACUAAUUAUAUGUUACACUGCUUGAAAUAUAAAUCAUGGUUUAUGAAUUACAGUUUGGUGAAGUUGUGAUGUGUCUUUUACUUAUUGAUCAUAGCUUGAAAUUUUUAAUUUAUGAAUCUUUUAUGUUGGAGACAAGAGGUAUAUAUAUAUAUAU